AUGUCGCAGUACGGAUACGGCGGACAACAGAACCCCUUUGACCAGCGGGACCCUCCGUCCUAUGGCGGAGGAGGAGGCGGCCGGGCGCCGCCCCAGGCUGCCUUUGGUCAGGGUCCUCGCCCCGGCGGCGGUGCACCCAGAUACAACCAGGGACCGGCUAUGGGCCGCGACGAGUAUGGAUCCGGCAACGUCGAGAUGGCCUCGCUGGCCCAGAACGCCGGCGCCUUCGCCAACAACGGCGACCCCAACGCCAUCCUGAACGAGUGCCGCAGCAUCGACCAGGGCAUCGACAAGGUCGAGCAGAACCUCAACCAGCUGCGCAUGCUGCAGGACCGCUCCCUCGGCGAGGCCGACUCGUCGGGCUCCGCCACGAGCCGCCAGCUCGACGCCCUGUCCUCCGAGACCAUGGCCCUCUACCGUGAGCUGACGGAGCGCGUGCGCCAGGUCAAGUCGCAGGCCGACGCGCGGCAGCCCAAGAACGCGCCCCAGGUCGGCCGCGUCGACCGCCGCCUCAAGAACGCCAUCCAGUCCUACCAGCAGCUCGAGUCGGCCUUCCGCAAGAAGACGCAGGACCAGAUGGCGCGCCAGUACCGCAUCGUGAAGCCCGAGGCCUCGGAGCAGGAAGUCCGCGCCGUCGUCGAGGACAACGGCGCCGGCGGCGGCCAGGUCUUCCAGCAGGCCAUGAUGCAGAGCAACCGGCAGGGCCAGGCCCGCGCCGUGCUCAACGCCGUCCAGGACCGCCACGCCGCGCUGCAGCGCAUCGAGCAGCAGAUGAUCGAGCUCGCGCAGCUGUUCCAGGACAUGGACACCCUCGUCAUGCAGCAGGACGUGGCCAUUGUGCAGAUCGAGCAGAAGGGCGAGGAGGUCGUCGAGAACCUCGACAAGGGCAACGAGGAGAUCGCCGUCGCCGUCGAGACGGCCAAGAAGACGCGCAGGAAGAAGUGGUGGUGCCUGGGUAUCUGCGUGGCCAUUAUUGUCGUCAUUGCCGUCAUUAUCACCGUCUACAUGCUCAUCAAGAACCCUCCCGGCGGCAACAAGGACAACAAGAAGCGCUCCGCGGUGGCACUCGACGGCGAUCUCGUUCCCCUGCUCAGCGUCGCCCAGAACAACGUCGUCAUCCCCGGCGCUGGCGCCCUCAACGACGAGAUCAACGCCGCCACCGCCGACGCCGACCUCGCUACCAAGUUUGGCAUGCUCGCCGGCGGCCCCGCCCGCGUCCGCAUCGGCAAGCGCUUCGUCCGCGUCGGCGUGCCGUACACGCCCGAGGAGCCGCAGCAGGCAGCGGCCAAGUCGGAGAGCAGCGCCGAGAAGCGGUACGUGCUGCCGGGCGUCGUCUUCCACGAGCCUCAGCCCGAGCCGCCGAUUGAGUCGACGGGCGAGGAGAAGCGGUACGUCGUGCCAGGCCAGGACUGGGACGGAAGCAACUAG
Molecule: messenger RNA, 1428 nt
Organism: Thyridium curvatum
Lineage: Eukaryota; Fungi; Ascomycota; Sordariomycetes; Thyridiales; Thyridiaceae
Exons: 4
Coding region: 1-1428 (475 amino acids)
Biological process (GO): exocytosis; intracellular protein transport; vesicle fusion
Cellular component (GO): plasma membrane; endomembrane system; SNARE complex
Molecular function (GO): SNARE binding; SNAP receptor activity
Source: RefSeq, a predicted model, not a curated record